This is a messenger RNA of Sardina pilchardus (European sardine), 2927 nucleotides long. RefSeq names its product solute carrier family 44 member 5a (gene slc44a5a). NCBI's taxonomy places the organism in Eukaryota, Metazoa, Chordata, Actinopteri, Clupeiformes, Clupeidae. The transcript has 22 exons. Gene Ontology annotation, molecular function: transmembrane transporter activity. The record is from RefSeq and is a predicted model, not a curated record. Gene Ontology annotation, biological process: transmembrane transport. The coding region runs from base 103 to 2262 and encodes 719 amino acids.
ACGACGAGUGGACAUCAUUUCAUCGUAUAUUUGACUAUUAGGUCGAAAUUUGACAAAGGUUGUCUUCAUGCCAUCAGAAAUAUUUUGGAUUUAAUUCGCACAAUGGCAAGGAAAUCCGAGGAACUUUCAUCUUAUUACGGUGAACCACGGAAGUUUGACUCAACAUUCAGAGGUCCAAUUCACAACAGAAGCUGCACAGAUGUGCUUUGCUGUGUGCUCUUCUUGAUUGUUAUCAUUGGCUACAUUGUGCUUGGAUGUGUGGCCUGGCUUCAUGGAGACCCGAGGAAAGUGAUAUACCCCACAGACAGCGUGGGACAGUUUUGUGGACAGAAGGGGACUGCUAACGAAAAGAAAGCCAUUCUGUUCUAUUUCAACAUACUGAAAUGUGCCAACCCUGCUGUUCUUGUAAACCUCCAGUGCCCCACAACACAGAUGUGUGUAUCUAAGUGUCCAGACAGAUUUGCAACGUUUGCAGACAUGCAGAUUCGGCACCAACUUGAUAAUGCCCACUGGGAAUACUACAGGCAAUUCUGCAAGCCAGGAUUCAACAACCCUACAAAGGCUGUGGCCCAUGUACUGCGUGAUGAGGACUGUCCAUCAAUGAUAGUACCAAGCAGACCAUUUCUACAGCGCUGCUUUCCAGACUUCAUUACCCACAAUGGAACACUAACAGUGGCCAACAGGACUGCCUUCCCAGACUCCCUGGAUAAAGCAAGAACUGCUACAGAACUUAAAGAUGCAGCUAAUGGGCUCACCAAUCUACUGGAUGGCAAAGACAUGGGGGCAAAAAUUGUUGAGGACUAUACCAGAUCCUGGUGCUGGAUUUUAAUAGGUCUGGUCAUCGCUCUGGUGGUCAGCCUGAUCUUCAUUCUGUUGCUGAGAUUCACUGCCAGCAUCCUACUCUGGUUUGUCAUCAUCAGCGUCAUCACCAUGGUGGCUUAUGGCAUCUGGCACUGCUACAGAGAAUUCUCCCAGCUGAGAAAUACUCCUGGAGCAGAUGUAACCAUCACAGACAUGGGCUUUCACACAGAUGUCCAUGUCUAUCUACGACUCAGUCAGACCUGGCUUGUCUUCUUGAUAUCCCUGGGUGUAAUUGAAUUCCUGAUCGUUGUGACGCUGAUCUUCCUGCGGAAAAGGGUUCGGAUCGCCAUCGCCCUGCUCCAGGAGGGCAGCAAGGCAAUCAGCUACAUCAUGUCGUCCCUCUUCUACCCCAUCGUCACAUUCUGUCUGCUGGCGGUGUGUAUCGCCUACUGGGCUGUGACUGCUGUCUUUUUAGCCUCAUCUGCAGAACCCGUCUACAAAGUGAUGUCAUCGUACCCUAACUGCUCAUAUGCUAAUCGUACUUGUGACCCAGAGACCUUCAACAGCACCAACAUUACUCAGUUGUGCCCUGGCUCCCAGUGCACAUUUGCCUUCUAUGGGGGAGAGAAUCUGUACCACCGUUACAUCUUUGUCCUGCAGCUGAGUAAUCUCCUGAUCUUCUUGUGGCUGGUGAACUUCACGGUGGCCUUGGGUCAGUGCACCAUCGCUGGGGCCUUUGCCUCGUACUACUGGGCCCAGAGGAAGCCUGCAGACAUCCCCUCUUGCCCAGUCUUCUGCUCGUUUGCCAGGGCUAUAAGGUAUCAUACAGGGUCACUUGCAUUUGGCUCCCUCAUCUUAGCUGUGGUUCAGUUUGUUCGUGUGAUACUGGAAUAUCUGGAGCAGAGACUGAAGGGAGCCAACAACAUGGUGGCCCAUUUCUUGCUGUGUUGCCUUAAAUGCUGCUUCUGGUGCCUGGAACGCUUCCUCCGCUUCAUGAACCGCAACGCUUACAUCAUGAUGGCAAUAUAUGGAACAAAUUUCUGCACUUCAGCACGUGACGCCUUCUACCUAUUAAUGAGAAAUGUGGUGAGGGUAGCAGUAUUAGAUCGAGUGACUGACUUCCUUCUCUUCUUGGGAAAGAUUUUAAUUGCAGGGAGUGUCGGUGCCAUUGCUUUCCUUUUCUUCACACAUAAAAUACCCAUCAUUCAAGAAGAAGUGCCAGUCUUGAAUUAUUACUGGAUACCUCUGCUGACAGUGGUAUUUGGCUCCUACUUGAUUGCUCAUGGAUUCUUCAGUGUCUAUGGGAUGUGUGUGGACACCCUGUUCCUCUGCUUCUCACUGAAAGAACAGCACUGCGUCACUCCACUGCAACUCUGGGACUAUUACGAGACUGAAAUGAGAGAAGGGAUAUUGCCUGCUGGACCCAGAACACUAUGGACUAUAUGUACUUUUCUUGCAUGAACAGAAACGUAUUUCUCACUAGCAGCUGAUGCCUUACUUCAUGACUUUGAUGGCAACUAUAGGCUUCACCAUCAGCCUCUGGUUGAUUAACUCUCAAAAAAUAGUAUCAAGUUUUGUAGACUUGAUCUGAGCUUUGGCAAUAGCAUGGACAGAAGUAUUUUGAUGUUGGUUUUUGCUUAAGUAGACACACUGAGGCUUCAUCCUCCAAACAUGUUUGCAUUUAGCACAAGAGGAUUCACCCAGGGUAAUAGUAAUUACUGUACAGUCUCUGAUCAUUUCUUCAGGAUAAAGAAUUAUUCCCAAAGAAAUUAUCUCUAUUAUCAGUGUUUUAAUUACUGCAUUUACUACUGUAAAUGUCUCAUAUGAUGGAAUUCAACUAAUUGAUUUGGUAAAUAUAUUUUUAUAUACAUUUUGUAAAUAGAUUUUUUGUAUUUUGGUGUUUCACUGCCAAGAUGUGUUUACAGUGAAUGACAUUACAAACGAUAUGAAUGGUGUCACAUUUUUAAGCUCAGGCGAUGCACAGUUUGUGAUUCUGUCAUGUGCAACAGGUGCAUUUUUGAGACCAGAUCUUCUAUAUACAGAGCAACUUUGAGAGUUUACAAUAUACAGUAAAUGUGGAAUGUGAACUUAUAAUAGCCCUGUAUUAAACCCUUUGGAAUACUCCG